AUGAAUACGUUUGAGUGGGAGCACAACAAAGACGAGAGACAAAAAACCCCCCAGGCGGAUUUCUCACGGGGCUUCACUGGUUGCAUCAACCAGGUCGCAUGUGCAGCACUUGGCGAGGUUCGGGUCCCGCAGCCAAGCUCGAUUGGAGCUCAGCUAUUGGCCCCGAAGUGGAUGUCGCGGCGCGUACCAGGCUUGCCAGGCAACCAGGUACUCGUGCAUGACAUUGUUAUUGCAUCAGUCAAUUGCCUGCCUGAAAUUAAGGACAUGUCAAGGAAUAUGCAAAAAUCGGGGACAAAAUAUUUGUUUUUCUUUUUCAAGAUCGGGAGCAUCACUUACAGAAAAGUAGACAAUACAGGCAAGCGGUCAAACCUUACUCGUACACAAAGCUCUCUUUUCGUUGGUCAAAAGCAAAACAAGAAAAAGAAGAAGAAGAAAAAUGCAGUAGGGGGCGUUUCCCGCACCUGGGGGUCGGGUUAGGGCCAGGUUGGGGGGAAAAAAAUUAGAAAGAAUUGGGAAGAAGUCGAAAAGGCGAACAGGUAGGUAGGCAGGCAGGCAAACAAAAAAAGGCAACAGCAGCAGCUAAGGCCAGAUGGAUUAUCGCACCCAAGGCAUCAUCGCAUCCCAAGGCAGUUUACAGCGAUUUA
Messenger RNA from Pyricularia oryzae 70-15, 644 nucleotides. RefSeq lists its product as uncharacterized. The coding region runs from base 1 to 477 and encodes 158 amino acids. NCBI's taxonomy places the organism in Eukaryota, Fungi, Ascomycota, Sordariomycetes, Magnaporthales, Pyriculariaceae. The transcript is spliced from 4 exons. The record is from RefSeq and is a predicted model, not a curated record.